This is a messenger RNA of Ostreococcus tauri, 1753 nucleotides long. RefSeq names its product Histidine phosphatase superfamily, clade-1. The annotation marks the transcript as partial. Gene Ontology annotation, molecular function: phosphatase activity. The record is from RefSeq and is a predicted model, not a curated record. Gene Ontology annotation, cellular component: cytoplasm. The transcript has a single exon. NCBI's taxonomy places the organism in Eukaryota, Viridiplantae, Chlorophyta, Mamiellophyceae, Mamiellales, Bathycoccaceae.
GCAGGGUGACGCGUCGACGCGCGCGCGAGGGCGGUGGGGACGGGUGGGCGUGAUCGCGGCGUGCGCGGCGGCGGCGGGCGCGGCGGGCGCGGCGAUCGCGGCGACGCGCGGCGGCGCGGCGACGUCGUCGCUCGAUGCGCUCGGAACGAUCGAUCGACGAGAGAUUGCGUCGUUGGGGAUGCCUCGGGGUGGGAAGGGGGCGGGCGAGCUCGGGGAAGAGGCGGGCGGGGCGGUGGACGCGGCGCCGUUCGCGGCGAAGCGCGGGACGUUUUCGUACGAGUCGUGGUUCAAGACGCUCAAGGCGUCGCGGCAACCGGGGGAGUCCAAGCGUGGGGAAAACGACGAGCUCAUUCAAGAGAGCGAUGGGUACGGCGUGAGCGCGAAAGGUGGGUGGAAAGCGAUUCGCGAGGAGGUGGCGAAGAGUCACGGGAAGGAAAAGGUGUUGUUGUUGCUUCGGCACGGGCACGCGGUGCACAACGCGUGGGGCGACGUGCAGACCGAGGAGCUCAAGACGCUGCCGUGUACGUGGAGAAAUGACCAAGAUUUGCUCGAUCCGUCGCUCACGGAUGUCGGGGUGCGACAGAUCGUGGCUACAAGGGAGACGCUCGCCGGUCGAGACGGAUUUUUGCGCGCCGUGCGGGGCGGGGCGAAGAACUCCAACCCGAUCAAAAUCGUCUCUUCGCCGCUCUCUCGAGCGAUGGAAACCGCACUCAUCGCCACAUCGGGUGUUCCCGAGUUCGAAAAGCCCAUCGUGGUGACGGACUACUUACGUGAGCGCAUCGAACUGAACACUCCGUUUGAGGUUCGAGCGCCCGCGUCGCUGAAAAAGGGACGCUCCAUGUCGGCGAGCAAGGCGAUCGAGGAGACAAAGGUGAAGAAUUGCAAGUUCCACGCGGGAAUGCGGCAACUUUACGGCGACGGCGCGUUCGCGAUCGACGUCGAGACGCAUGAAAGGGAGUGUCGGGUGGACAAGUUAACGCCAAAAUCGUACGAAACCUGCAGCGGUCUCGGCCUCACGCACGAGAACGACUUAGAUUUGAGCAGUCGCACGCCGGAGACCCUGGCCGGAAUUAUGAACCGCGUCAAGGUUGUUCUAGCGAACGUCUUCGAUCAGUACGACGAUGAUGUCGUCAUGCUCGUGACGCACUCAGAUUGGAUAGUCUCAGCGCUCAUGGAACUCUAUCCCAACACGCUCGGAUUUGCUCCGAAGAACGGAGAGGUUAUUCCAAUCGUCGUUCAAGACAAACGACCGUCGACAUCGAAGAAAGAGGUAGGAAAGGAUGACAAGAAGGAGAACAAGUCGAAGAAGGAUGACACGACGGCGUCCACGAAGAAGGUUGAGGAGGAGGAGGAGGAGGAGGAGACGGCGUCCGCGAAGAAGGAUGAAAAGAAGUCCAAGCAGUCCGCAGCGCUCGCGAAGAAAGAAUUCGACGAUGAUGAAAUCGGAAAUGCCGACGGCAUCAAGUUUUACAAGGAUAAAAAGGCGAAGAAGACGAAGGAUGACGACGACGACGAAGACGACGACGGCGAUGAUAAAGAAGAAGACGAUGACGACGACGACGACGACGGCGACGACGACGACGACGACGACGGCGACGACGACGACGACGACGACGACGAGCACUCAGAAGCUGCGCUCGGCACCAAGCACGUCUUCGAUGACGCAUCGACUCUCUUCAUGCAACGUGUCGCCAACUCCCUGAAAAACAUCGACGUCCACUACAGCACGAACUCAGAUGAACAGGACGAAUGA